GUCUGGUGCGCGAACAUGUCUACGGAGGCCGCCCUGAGCGACGUGUCGAACGUCGCGUCGCGGCUGCUGAGCCUGCGGCUGGCGGCGCACGCCGAGGACGAGCGCGACGCGGCCGAGAACGCGGCGGCUGGCGGCUCGACGGCGGCGGCCAGCGUGGCCGACAGCGGCAACGGCAGCAGCGGCGGCGGGGCGUCGCCGUUGCGGGAACCGCUGCGGAACAUCACCCUCUCCCGGGCGCGGCGCGCGCUCAACUUCGUCGGUGACGAGGACCAGCCGCAGAGCUCGUCGUCCGCCGCGCGCAGCGAGGCCUCGUUCGCCAACAGCGACAACCGGCCACCCAUUAAUGCGGCGAAUACAUCGUAUUUGGAAGGACGAGCGCAGAAUAACGCCACUCUGGAGAACUCCACCACGCAGAAUCAGCCGGCGGUCAUGUACAACUGGCAAGGUACAAAGGCGACGAUGCGCGAGAGGAUUGUAUUCCUCUUUAACAAUGAGAUACUAUCAGACGUGACCUUUCUGGUGGGGCGAGGGGCGCAGCAGCAGCGCAUACCGGCCCACAAACUAGUCCUGUCCUCUGGAAGUGCCGUAUUCGACGCGAUGUUUAACGGAACGCUUGCGACAGCUUCUUCGGAAAUAGAAGUACCUGAUGUCGAGCCCGCCGCGUUUUUGGCGGUGCUCCUUUUUCUAUACACUGAUGAGAUACAGAUAGAUCCUGAAACUGUGAUGACGACGCUGUACACCGCCAAGAAGUACGCGGUGGCCGCUUUAGAGAAGCAUUGCGUUGAUUUUUUAAAGAAUAACUUGACGAGUGAUAACGCUUUCUUGCUGUUGACGCAAGCCCGCUUGUUUGACGAGCCGCAGUUAGCCUCGGUAUGCUUGGACACCAUAGACAGAUUCACGACUGAGGCCUUCAAUGCAGAUGGAUUCACGGAUAUUGAUAUUGAUACAUUGAUGAUAGUCUUAGAGAGAGAUACUCUUCGCGUUAGGGAAUCUAAACUGUUCCAAGCUGUUCUAAGGUGGUCAGAAGCCGAGUGUGUAAGGCAGCAGUUACCAGUCAGUCCGGAAAAUCAACGUCUGGUCUUGGGCGAUGCUUUGUCUUUGGUUCGUUUUCCCCUUAUGUCUAAGGAGGAGUUUACAGCGGGUCCAGCGCAGUCUGGACUGUUAAAUUAUUCAGAGGUCUUAUCUUUAUUCUCAUAUUUUAUACUGAAUCCCAAGCCUUCGGUGGGGUUUCAAACGAUGCCGCGGUGUUGUAUGACAGGCAAGGAGCAGACUGUAUGCAGGUUUCAACAUACAAAGAGUAGAUGGGGAUAUUUUGGAACUAGCGAUCGCAUACGAUUUAGCGUGGACAGACGUAUCUUUCUGCUUGGCUAUGGAGUUUACGGUAGCACGCAAGAGCCAGCGAUAUAUGAGGUGACAGUCGAAUUAAUUCACACUGCGUCGGGAAAAGUGAUAGCUACAAAUGCAACAAGUUUCAGCUGUGAUGGAUCAAAGUACACAUACCGUCUAAUGUUUAAAGAGUUAGCGGAAAUCUUACCAAAUACGAUUUAUACGGCAUCAGCAACUUUCAAGGGGCCAUACUCAUAUUAUGGCACAAAAGGAAUGAAGACCGUGCUGGUGGAUUGUGAUUCGGGAAACGGGAAGGUGAAAUUCAAAUUUAGCAGCGAGUUGGGAGAUAAUAAUGGCACAUCUACCGACGAAGGUCAAAUACCCGAGCUUAUCUUUUACACGUAAUAUCAUUCGCGUAUAAUGACAUUCCUGGUACUUGCUUGACUGAAUAUCAGAUAAAUUAUAUAAAUCAUGUAUGAAGUAUGCCGGAUUUUGUCAAUUAAUAUAUCUUGUGAUCGUUUAAAGCAGACUUGAUUUAAAGAGGUGAUCUGUGGCCAUGCCAAAGGAGUUAACCCAAGAUUCUUUCAUAAUUUCUAUAGAUGAUGGUUUCACUGAAUAAUAAGAUUUGGUAAAUUCAACACUUAAGAGAUACGCAAAUCUUAUAAUAGUGUCCCCGCAAUACAUCAAAACGAUGCUACUGUAUGCAUUUUGAUCUUUUGGCAAAUACGGAAUGUACUAUUCAUCUUUCAGAUAUUUAAAUAUUAAGAUUGUUUGAAUAUAUUACCUGUAGUUGAUACGUUAAUUAUUGAUUAAUUAUACAAGUAAGGUCGAUGUUUAGAAUUGGAGAUGUAUAAUCUAUUUUUCUAUCGUUUUAAUUGAGAUCUGUGUAAACCAAAAAAAAAUAUAUAGUUGUAUAACAAAUGUUGAAAAAGAUCAUGAAAAUAAGUGCAAGAGGGAGGGACAUUAAACCAUGUGCACGCUCU
Vollenhovia emeryi is the source of this 2309-nucleotide messenger RNA. RefSeq names its product BTB/POZ domain-containing protein 1-like. The transcript has 6 exons. Bases 16 to 1731 code for a protein of 571 amino acids. Gene Ontology annotation, molecular function: protein binding. The record is from RefSeq and is a predicted model, not a curated record. Gene Ontology annotation, biological process: neurogenesis. Gene Ontology annotation, cellular component: P-body; cytosol. Lineage: Eukaryota; Metazoa; Arthropoda; Insecta; Hymenoptera; Formicidae.